AAAUUUAAAACAAAAACGCAAAAAUCCACUCUUUAUUUCUCAACCCCCAAACGUGCUUAUCAUUUUUUCAACCAAAAAAUCUUUCAUUAGCCAUCAAUCUCUUUCUUCCCCACUAAAAUAAUAACAACGAUAAUCACUUCAAUUUUAUUUUAUUUAAAUAAAACGAAAAUAAAAGAAAAAGAAAAAGAAAAAGAAAUUCCCUUUCAUCGCCGCCGGGAAAAUUCUCAGUUUCCCGGGAAAAUCAUGGUUUCCCCGGAAAACACCAAUUGGCUUUUUGAUUACGCUUUGAUGGACGAUAUUCCCGUCCCUGAUGGCUCCUUCAACUUCACGUGGCCCCCACCGGACCCUUCCAAUGUUGGUGUUGAAAUUGAUGGCUCUCUGGGGGAUUCUGAUGGUAUCAAAGAUCCUGGUUCGAAGAAGAGGGGUAGAUCGGAUUCAUGUGCUCCUUCCAGCUCUAAGGCGUGUCGAGAGAAGUUGCGGAGGGAUAGGCUGAAUGACAAGUUUGUUGAAUUAGGCUCAAUCUUGGAGCCUGGAAGGCCUCCCAAAACAGACAAAGCUGCAAUUCUGAUUGACGCUGUCCGAAUGGUGACACAAUUGCGAGGUGAAGCUCAGAAGUUGAAAGCCUCAAAUUCAAGUCUUCAAGAGAAGAUUAAAGAGUUAAAGGUCGAGAAGAAUGAACUCCGUGAUGAGAAACAGAGGCUUAAGGCCGAUAAAGAGAAGUUGGAGCAGCAGGUGAAAUCAAUGAAUACCCAACCUGGUUUCUUGACACCCCCUCCUGCAAUCCCUGCUGCAUUUGCUCCACAAGGCCAAGCCCCUAGCAACAAGUUAAUGCCUUUCAUUAGUUACCCUGGAGUUGCAAUGUGGCAAUUUGUGCCACCGGCAACCAUGGAUAUCUCACAGGAUCAUGAACUCCGCCCACCAGUUGCCUAAGUUGGCACUGACUGUACAAUUUUUUGGGAUUCUAUUAUGGCCUAAAAGUUGUAUUCCUUCCCCAUAUGCUCUUGCCUUUUAGUUAUUUAUCAUGUAUUCUAACUGGUAUUUGCUAUUAUGAAGUCUGAUACUAUUAUUAUGAAGCAAUGCUGAUAUUUGCUUGUAAAUGUUAAUAACCUUGUCUGGUUGUCUUCUCUCA
Cicer arietinum (chickpea) is the source of this 1129-nucleotide messenger RNA. Its product is annotated as transcription factor ILR3-like. NCBI's taxonomy places the organism in Eukaryota, Viridiplantae, Streptophyta, Magnoliopsida, Fabales, Fabaceae. Gene Ontology annotation, biological process: intracellular iron ion homeostasis; regulation of DNA-templated transcription. The record is from RefSeq and is a predicted model, not a curated record. Gene Ontology annotation, molecular function: DNA-binding transcription factor activity; protein dimerization activity.